AUGUCUUUAAUACAGCUCUCAAAGCUCCUAAAUCUACCAGAAGGAGAGCUCAAGCAGGUCUUUGACUAUGCUACGACACUCUCAAAGCAAGAAGCUGCGGAUCAUUUCAACAACUUUCUCGGGGAGUCACCACAAUCAAUAGAAUUCAUCUCCUCGUUCAAUUCCAGCCGCAAAGAUCCAACUUCUGCCUCGGCCUCCAGAACCGCAACCCUCUCAAAUGAAGCAUCCGGAGUCCCCAAAUCUCGCAGAACACCAAAACAGAAAGCGCCCCUCCAUACACCCAAACCCCGCCAAAUACAAGAUAAUUACGCCGCCCAAGGCACCGCAUACGUCAAGAAGAAUGAAAAUGACUAUAUGACCAAACGACCUGCUGUUUCUGCAUCUACAUCUAAUGCAUUUACCCUCCAAGCCAAACCCGAAGCCAUCCAAGCACCCAUUCCCAAACCACCACCUUCAGCAGCUGGAACCUUGAUCUCCGACUUCAAGUCCAAAAGCAAUUCCACCUCCCGAAACGCCUCGCGCACCUCUUCCCCCGCACCCUCGAAGACAAAGGUAAACAUCACAGGUGGCACAUCUAUGCACGGCGCAUCCUCUGCGCUCAACGAACUCGAUGCCGCGAUACGCAGUCUAGAAAUAUCCACUAAUAGCUCUCUCAUGCUCGAUACCGAAAAGCGGAAAUGCAACUGUAUUGGAGCCCGCCAUCCGUUACUAGAAGCUGCGCCCAACUGCCUGAGUUGCGGCAAGGUUAUAUGUGUGAAGGAGGGACUGGGUCCCUGUACAUUCUGCGGAACGCCGUUGCUAAGCGCGGUGGAAGUACAGGGCAUGAUACGGGAACUGAGGGAGGAGAGAGGGCGGGAGAAGAUGGCGCUCGAUGCAGCUGGUCAUAGACGCGCUGAAGUAUCCAAGAAACCAGCGCCUUUCAGCACGCCCAGGGCCGUGGAAAUGAGUCCCGCGGAAGCGAAAGCCAAGGAGCAUAGAGACCGCUUACUAGGGUUCCAGGCCCAGAACGCGAAGCGGACAACAGUUAGAGAUGAGGCGGCGGAUUUCGAGACGCCGGUUACGGGCGGGGCGAAUAUAUGGGCUAGUCCUGCGGAGCGGGCGAAGCAGUUGAAGAAACAACAGAAGGUGCUGGCGGAGCAGGAGUGGAAUGCGAGGCCGGAGUAUGAGAAGAGGAGACAGGUGGUAAGUAUUGAUAUUGUGAAGGGGAAGGCUGUCAAGAAGAUAGCCAUGGCUGCUGUAGAGAGGCCGCAGGUGGCGGAGAGUGAUAGUGAAGAAGAGGUAUUACCGUUGAGUAAUACAAGUGGGAACAAAGGCGGCGGAACUUUCAGUCGGAACCCGUUAUUGGGAGGCUUAAUAAGGCCCGUUUGGAAUGCUGGGAAAGGUAAAGAAGCAGAGACUGCCGAGACGGCGAUUGAACCUAGGAAAAAGACAUGGCGAAGGGUACAAGACGAUCUAGAGGACAACGAGGCUGUCAUUUUAGAUGGAGGGGUCUAUGGCGGCGAUACGUCUGAUAGCAAAUUAGAAGCAGAGGGGCCCGGAUGUGGUUAA
Molecule: messenger RNA, 1548 nt
Organism: Lachnellula hyalina
Lineage: Eukaryota; Fungi; Ascomycota; Leotiomycetes; Helotiales; Lachnaceae
Exons: 1
Coding region: 1-1548 (515 amino acids)
Biological process (GO): regulation of DNA-templated transcription
Cellular component (GO): nucleus
Molecular function (GO): zinc ion binding
Source: RefSeq, a predicted model, not a curated record